AACCUCACUUUUCUCUCUCGCAAACACUUCUGCCUGUCUAUAUUUCUGGAUGAAGUUAUUCGUCCGAUAGCCGCAUUCGUCGGGGAUAUUUCUCGGGGGACUUUGGCAAAAUUCGUGAAUGAAAAGCUUGUGUAAUCGGGGGAUAAAAGAGCUUAACCCAUUUCGUCAUUCAGAUGCUAAAGUUCGUCUGUCUGUGCAGUCCCCGUGACAGGCUGUUGUUUGGGGCUGCACUCUCCUCCAAGGGCGCUAGACAGGAUCUUUCUCGCCAUUACAUGCAGCAGAGAGCCCUAAAGUCUCUCUCGAAAGCCAAAACUCUGGGCGUAAUCCCACCCCUCGUCUCCCUCGGCCAAGGGGCUCGAGCCGUUCACAAAGCCUCAGAAAGUCACCCUCGUUUAUUUAGCAAUGCAGAAAGAGGUGGUGAAGUUAGAGUUGUUGUGCAAGCAACUCCACGAGGCUAGUGAUGGAGUACGCCGGCAAGAGGCAGAAAAGGCUCUUGUGGAGUUUCAGUCCGGUCAGGGCGCUGCUACUCUUACUCAGUGCCAGAUGCUCCUUGACCGGGCACAGUCUUCGUACUCACAGUAUUUAGCAGCUACUACAUUGACCAAGCUUGUAUCAAGGAACCCUUGUACACUUUCGCUCCAGCAGCGUAUAGAUAUACGCAACUAUGUGUUGAAUUACUUGGCCACACGCCCCAAGUUGGUUCACUAUGUAACUCAAGGACUUGUGGUAUUGUUUGGACGCAUCACCAAACUUGGAUGGUUUGAUGGACUGGACAAAGAAGAAUGGGCCUUUAGAAAUGUUGUGGGAGAUGUUUCUCAGUUUUUACAGGGCUCAGUAGACCACUGUGUCAUCGGGGUGCAGCUUUUAGCCCAGCUAACUGCUGAAAUGAACCAAAUAUCAGAGUCUGAUGCCAACAAGUCUUUGACCAAGCAUCGUAAAAUUGCGAGUUCUUUUAGGGACUCUCAACUGUAUGAUAUCUUCCAGCUUUCUUGUACACUGCUUAGAACUGCGCUUGAAAAUUCAAAGACACUUAAUUUUAAUGAUGAGAGUCAGCAUGGGCUCAUGACUCAUCUUCUUCGCUUAGCUCUCAACUGCCUCACUUUUGAUUUUAUUGGCACCUCAGUGGAUGAAAGUAGUGAUGAUUUGGGCACGGUUCAGAUACCCACAUCGUGGAGACCUGCAUUCCUUGACUUUUCUACUGUUCAACUUUUCUUUGAUCUUUAUGCUUCCUUACCAGCUUCACUAUCACCAGUGGCAUUAUCUUGUUUGGUCCAGAUAGCCUCUGUGAGGCGUACUUUAUUUAGCAAUGAAGAACGAGCAAAGUUUCUAUCACAGCUAGUCAAUGGAGUUAGAAAUAUACUUCAGAAUCCACAAGGCUUGAGUGACCCCUCCAACUACCAUGAAUUUUGUCGGUUGCUGCUAAGGUUGAAAAGCAAUUACCAGCUAGGGGAGCUGGUGACUGUUGAACAUUAUCCAGAUGCCAUCCAGCUGAUUGCAAAGUUUACUGUGGAGUCCCUCAAUAUGUGGCAGUUUGCUCCCAAUAGUGUGCACUACCUUCUUUCCCUUUGGCAGCGAAUGGUGGGAUCUGUGCCAUAUAUGAAGGCAACUGAACCUCAUCUGUUGGAGACCUAUACACCAGAAGUUGUACGAGCAUAUGUGUCAUCACGGUUAGAGAGUGUGAGUGUGGUGCUUCGUGAAGGACUGGAUGAUCCCCUUGAUGAUGUCACUGUCAUCCAGCAACAACUGGAUCAGCUCUCAACAAUUGGUCGAUGUGAGUAUGCAAAGACUUGUGCACUUCUGGUACAGUUGUUUGAGCAGACUGCACAGCGAUAUCAAGAACAUAUAUCUGCACGAAUGAAUAACCGCUCUCAGCAGCACUCCAUGGAAGAAAUGGCAAUCUUAGAAGGACAACUGACAUGGUUGGUAUACAUGAUUGGAUCAGCAAUAGGUGGUCGUGUAUCUUUCAACACUAGUGAUGAUCAUGAUGCAAUGGAUGGAGAAUUAGUUUGCAGAGUCCUACAACUAAUGAACCUGACUGACUCGUGUCUGCCCCAAGGAGGAUGUGAACGCCUUGAGUUAGCCACAAUCUCUUUUUUUGAGCAGUUCCGCAAGAUUUAUGUUGGUGAUCAGGUUCACAAAACUUCUAAGUUUUAUCGCCGCCUAUCAGAGAUACUUGGGCUGAAUGAUGAAUCUAUGGUGUUGGCUGUUUUUGUGAGAAAAAUCAUCACUAACUUGAAGUACUGGGGCCACUGUGAGCAGAUUUUGACUCGAACCCUAACGCUUUUGUCAGACCUUUCCAUCAGUUACAAUAGUGUGCGUAAACUAGUGAAACUUGAGGAGGUUCAGUUCAUGCUCAACAAUCACACGAGAGAAUUCAGAGUGCUUAAAGAGUCUGGUCCUCAAAAUAGUGAACACUUCCCAUUCUUGGGGGUGGGUGUGUCUGUGCAGGAGAUGAGAAGUCGGACGUUGUUUUACACAUCACUUGGGAGGCUGUUGAUGGUCGAACUAGGUGAAGAUGAAGAGAAGUUUACACAGUUUAUGGUGCCCAUUACUAGUGCAUUUGAUAGUGUUGGAAGGCUACUGGCUCAAGCAGAGACCCCAGUGUUCCAAGCAGAAGAAGCCAAGAAGGGAUUAAUAGGCCUUGCAAGGGAUUUAAGAGGCCUAGCUUAUGCAUUCAACACAAAGACAUCAUAUAUGAUGUUAUUUGACUGGAUUUACCCUACAUAUACUGGUGUUUUGGUUAGGGGUGUUGAAAUUUGGAGCCACGAUCCCCAGAUUACCACCCCAGUGCUCAAACUCUUUGCUGAGUUGGUGCAGAACAGAUCUCAGAGACUUCAGUUUGAUGUUUCCUCACCUAAUGGUAUCCUGCUCUUCCGUGAGGCUAGCAAAGUCAUUUGUACAUAUGGUUCAAGAAUCCUAGCCCAGGGAGACAACAUUCCAAAGGAUCAGAUGUAUCCCAUGAGGCUGAAGGGUAUAAGCAUCUGCUUCUCAAUGCUCAAGGCAGCACUGUGUGGAAACUAUGUCAACUUUGGGGUAUUUCGUCUUUAUGGUGAUGAUGCCUUGGAUUCAGCCCUACACACCUUUGUGAAGUUACUACUCUCAAUACCACAGUCUGAUCUCCUGGUUUACCCAAAGCUGUCCCAGACAUAUUAUGUGCUACUGGAAUGUCUUGCUCAGGACCACAUGAAUUUCUUAUCAACCUUAGAACCCAAUGUUUUUCUCUAUAUCCUCUCUUCCAUCUCUGAAGGACUGUCAGCUAUAGAUCCUGUUUAUGAUACAAUGGUUUGCAGUGGUUGCUGUGCAACAUUGGACCAUGUGGUCACAUACCUGUACAAACUUUUGCAUCAGAAAAGCAAAAAAGGUACAGUGGACCUGGAGUCAGAUGCCCUUGUAAGGGUUAUGAAACACCAACCAUCCAUCCUGCAGCAAAUGCUAGCCACUGUCCUUAACAUCAUCAUGUUUGAGGAUUGUAGGAAUCAGUGGAGCAUGUCCCGUCCACUGUUACCACUCAUUUUAUUAAAUAAUGAGUAUUUUGGACAACUGAGGCAGCAAAUUAUCAGUCAACAAGCACCAGACAAGCAAGGAGCAAUGGCCCAGUGGUUUGAUAGUCUGAUGGAGGGCAUUGAGCCAAACCUCCUUACUAAGAACAGAGACAAAUUUACUCAGAAUUUGUCUGUGUUCCGCCGUGAUAUCAAUGACUCACUCAAGGGACCAGUGACUAGCAGUAGUGGCAGUAGUGGAAGUGAAAUGAUGACAUCGUGACGGCAACACUUUCACCAGAACGGUCUCCAUUACAAUCCUCACCAUAAUACCAGCCACCCCCAACAUCGUCGCCGCUGCUAUUCCCUCUCCACUACAACCACAAUAACAGAAUCUGCCAUAGCGAACACGACCAUAAAUGUUGUGGCAGAUACCAACAGCAACCAUUGUGCUCAUAUGUGGUUGACCUGAAUAUGGCCACGUGUAUUAAAAAAGUCAUUUUGACUUUCCCAAGUUUUGAAUCAUAUUUUGUAAUUCGUAAAUUUUGCAAGGAGAAAAAAAAAAAUAUAAAGGGUUACUUUUUUGUACAGUAAUGACAAAUGGGACCUGACUGAACUAAUGUAGCAUUUUGUGUUGUUUUCAAUGAAUUAGAUUCUUAAGUCUCACCAAAGGAAACUUGUAAUGUCUGUCCAUGGUAGAAACAGUGUGGUCAUGUCCAUGUGCAUCCUUACCUGAGCAAAUGUACUGCUGUGCCUCCUUCAUCCAGUGACUGACAGGAUUCUUUUUAAUAGUAUGGGAAAUGUAUGUCUCCUCUUAAUAUAGAGGGCAGAGAGUAAUAAAUUUUGAACUUGUGGAAAUUUUUAUAUCAUUAUUUAAGUUGCCCAUAAAUUUUAGUAAUAAUUAACAUUUGCGUAACUUAGUUGGGAGCACAGCAAUGUGUGUAGUUGUCAUGAUAGUGCAAAAAUACAUGGAGAGAAUAAAGAUUAAAAUGAUUUUAGCAUCUAGGAGGGGGUAAAGACCAUGAAAAUCACCAGUUUAAGAAUAACUUGAUCAUUUUUAACAUUGAAAUACUUUCCUUUUCAAAAAUACUUAGUAAUAAAUGUUACACUGUUGUAACAAUUUUAUAGAAUAUAUUUCCUUCAAGUAUAAUUGGCAGUUGCUUCUUUUUGAGGAUAGGUAAAUAAAUGAAAAAGUAAUAAGUAAGUAAGUAGUGUGUGACACGAUUAUUGUCAAUAUAUUAUAUGGCAUGAGAUGUGGAAUUUUAUUCCUCUAUGUAUUGUUGACAGAUAUUUGUCUGUCUAUGACAGAUUAGCAGUUCUUGCUUCAUUGAAAAGAUUCAGAGUUGGUAUUUUUAACCAAUUUCCAUCAUUAUGCAAUGUCAUUAGCUAUAUGUUUAUGUUAUUUUAUAUCUGCCACCAGGAAAAAGUACGCAAUAUUUUCAUCUGUAAAGUUAAUUUCAUGUAUAUAUUCUACAGAAAUAGUGCAAGAUUUCUUUUUCCUGAUUUAAAGUUGCAAACGAAAGUCAUAUAAUGUAUACCUCAGUCACUUACUCUCCUGGCCAGAUAUGCAAGAUUUGUCUAGUAACACAAAAAUGAGAGAGGCUUGUACAUUGCCAGUUUCACUUUCAGUUUUGAGCCUCUUAUGCGCAAGGAGAGCAGCUGUAAGUACCUACCAGCCAGUGUAGUAAACCCUUACCACUUAUAAACUAAAGGAGACUUGUACAAUGUUUCUGUGAUGGAAUGACAUAUUGUUUAAAUAAAAGGACAAAGUA
Messenger RNA from Penaeus chinensis, 5251 nucleotides. It is a transcript of the gene Ranbp16, whose product is annotated as exportin-7-like. NCBI's taxonomy places the organism in Eukaryota, Metazoa, Arthropoda, Malacostraca, Decapoda, Penaeidae. Gene Ontology annotation, cellular component: cytoplasm; nuclear pore. Gene Ontology annotation, biological process: protein export from nucleus. The record is from RefSeq and is a predicted model, not a curated record. The transcript is spliced from 23 exons. Gene Ontology annotation, molecular function: small GTPase binding; nuclear export signal receptor activity. Bases 403 to 3762 code for a protein of 1119 amino acids.